AGAUAUAAUGGUUCCCACUGUCUGUGUUAUAAGGUCCCAUAAGAAAAAAAUUGAAAGUUCUCCGUCAAUGAUCUUUCCUCAGGGCAUGGUUACUACGAAAGUGCUGCCAUCUGCCCACACAAUCUCUAACUGAAUGGCUUACUGCAGAAACGAAGAAUUCACGUUUUAAUGGCGGAAAUGCAGAUUAAUGUAAAAUGACACGCAAACCAUGUUUCGUUUUUAAUUGUAAAUCUUCUUAUAACAAAGAAAAGGAAAGUCUUGCGUUUUUCCAUCCACCGAAGUUGUGUCUAAAUUCCUGGCAGGAAAUUAUUAAAAAGCCAGGACUCACUUGCCAGUCCAGAAUUUGCAGUAUUCAUUUUGAAGAGAACGACAUACUCAAAGGGAGAGAAAUUCAAGGCGUGUUUUACAGUUAUCCGAAAUGGAAAUUAAAAUCAGGUGCUCGGCCCAGUAAAUUGCUAGGAAAUGAUGUCAGCGUACUCGAAAGACCUGCUGCAAAGAAGUAUGUUCACAGUGAUAGGUUUAAGUCACCAUAUCGAAAUAUAACAGCAAAGUCUAAAGCUGCUAAUCCUAAGCUGCAGUUGGACAAUCAAUCAUUUUUGUCGAAUAACAACACCAAUGUAUUGAUCCCAUCACAUGCAAAGAAGUCAACGUCAAAUAGCAUAGCUAUACACCAACUUGACGCUGAAAAAGGAAAAGUAAAUGAUAUGGAAGCAGCUGAACCUGUGGCAUUACCAUGUGUAACAACAGAAGACAUGUUCCAGGAACCUACUACUGAAACACUCCUACACAUUCCACCUGAAAAAGAAAUGGCAUCUGAAUCUGAAUCUCAAUUGAGAGUAGAAUUUGAACCAAAUGAUAUGGAAGUGGAUGAACUGAUUGGAGCACCGGGUGAAAUGACAGAAGAAAUGUUACAAGAAAAUUCAGAACAAACAGCACGGGAGACAGAAAUGGAAGGAUACCUUGACCCAGCUACAUACACUGAUGUUAUUGCGAGAGUCAAACUACCUUCCUCUUCGUGGAUGUGGCAAGAAGAUAAGGUUAACAAAACCCUCGUGUGUUUCAGUCAUUCAUUUUCUCCAGAUCGCAAAAUUGUAAUAAAAACAAUCUCAGUUGUCUCCAUGAAUAAGGUGGAAUUGUUCCUCAAUGGAAAACAAAUAUUUCCCCGUAAUGUUAAGACUAAUUUCAAUGUAAUUGAAGAUUUAUCUAACAUUAUUGGUGCCGUGGAAGUAAGCAAUGUGUGUGAUGGAAUUGUUGAACUAUCACUAGCGAAUGUUUGUGUGACGUCCCGAUGUAGCGCUGUGAAAGACGGAAAAAUCAUACGAUCUAACCGGUGCACAGGACUUACUGAAAACAAUGUUUGUUUGAAUUGCAAAUUCCUUAAGAAAUAUCUGAUGACUCGCAAGAAACAAUUAGGUUGUAAGGCUGAGAGGACAGGAAUUCAAAAGAAAAACCAACAGCAAAAGAGAAAUUUAGCAAUGAGAAGAAUUCUCCAACAAGGAAAAUUGGUCUCUGGAAUUGUGUCAAAUUUAGAAAAAGAAAAGCAGACUUUGACUAUUACAAACCAAAAAUUGAUUAAGGAACAGAAAAAGAAUAACUUUGACGAAAAACUAAAGUGCCUGAGUCCUACGGAACAGUUAAUCGUGAAAACUAUGAUGGACAAAGCUAAAGCAAAACCGGGAAAAGAUAACUGUAAGAAAGGAAUGCGUUACGACCCUUUAUUUUUGAUAAUUUGUUGAAAUUUGAUAAUUUUUGAAAUUUGUAUGUCAAAAAUCAAAGUACUCAAUCUUUGUCCUUUUUUUUGUGACACACACCGUGCUGACUCGUAUCCUUAUUUAAUAAUGGAAUUCGUACAAGUUAGAUAUCAUUUUGAAUCAAAGCGUUUUCAAGAACGUAAUUUGGCAGAAGUUGAUAGUAACGUGCGACAAAAUUUCAAGAUGGCAAAACUUGCUUAAUUUUUUUUUUCUAAAUGUAAAUUGUAUGUAUGUUAAUACACAUUACAAGUUAUAAAUUGAA
This is a messenger RNA of Daphnia magna, 2013 nucleotides long. RefSeq lists its product as uncharacterized. The coding region runs from base 195 to 1736 and encodes 513 amino acids. The record is from RefSeq and is a predicted model, not a curated record. The transcript is spliced from 5 exons. Lineage: Eukaryota; Metazoa; Arthropoda; Branchiopoda; Diplostraca; Daphniidae.